Letharia lupina is the source of this 1695-nucleotide messenger RNA. RefSeq lists its product as uncharacterized. The coding region runs from base 1 to 1695 and encodes 564 amino acids. The transcript has 2 exons. The record is from RefSeq and is a predicted model, not a curated record. NCBI's taxonomy places the organism in Eukaryota, Fungi, Ascomycota, Lecanoromycetes, Lecanorales, Parmeliaceae.
AUGUUCACCAGAGAAGGUGGGAGUACUUCGACCGCCGUUAUACUGAGCAGUAUCUCGACCUCUUGUCUCACAAUAAAUCCUCAGGGUUCUACUGUCUUUGAGACUUUGGGGCUGUUCACCAGAUCUAAUGGCAGCGUAGCCACUAAGACUCUCUCUUCCGCAACGGACCUAUCCUCGCUCGCGCUAUCAAUACCCGUAACUGGUAAAUCUUCCUCUACUGCUUCCAUUACGACUAGCUACCAAGGUUCGGUGACAGGAGCCUCCCGCACAAACACUGGCCCUGGAGCCGCAUCAAUGAUUGGAGCAGCUCGUACUAAUACCACGAAUGUCAAAUCAGCGCUGUUCGCGGACUCGUCUUCAAGGAUCAGCAGCUUUCUGCGAAAUGCUCAAAAUGCUCCGGUCCCGGACCCCGACCAGACUAGCUCCUCAAGGUCCGUUGGCACCCUGAGCGCUGCCAUGGUUUCUGUGAACACCCCGGCUUUAUUACCGUGGUUGCAAUCGCCAGGUGCACAUGCAGCAUCGCCGUUGCCAAUCAUUCAAUCGACUUCAGAGACAAGGCAGCCUGCGGCAGAAAUUAUAUCAGCGAGUCCCAGCGCGCAAAGCGGCCUCUCAUGGUCUCACGUCGCUGGUGGAUCAGUCCCCGCCUCGGAUGCUGCACUGGCAGAAAUUUUGACCGCUGCGUUGUUGGGGCAGCAGCUAUCCACCAUCACUACUGUUCCUCCUGGAAUGGUCGUGCAGAGUAUCACGACGAGUACGAAAUGCUCGCAUGCUUUCGCGCUGGCAAGUACUACAUCAUCUGGUAGUACUGUUGUCACUGUUGUUCCCAAAAUUUGCCGCGACGAUGCCGCGUUUCUGCUGUUCGCUGGGGCCGCAAUCCCACUGCUUUGUAAAACAGUGCUUAGCUUGCUUGCAUUUCUUCUUCGAUGGAUUUGUGAUCCCAGGACAGGGAAACUAGUUGGAAUUGACGACAUCACUAUUUUACCUCCUAGCCCCGCUGUAGGCGCAGGUUCGGCGGAGGGCUCGCCGCCAAAUCCGAAGGACGACCCACAAAGCGAGGAUGAUGAGCCAACCAACUCUCGAAAUUCAUCUGAUCAUGCAUCUUCCACAAGCUUUCCUUCUACCAACCGCCGAUCUUCGACAAUGACAAGUUCCGCAUCUAGCGCCGUGACCGGUUCGUACUAUCUCUUCGGUGGCGUUGGUGACGAGGAUGAGGUCUCUGAUCUUCUUGGGGCGCUGAAUUCCAAAUGUAAAGCACUUCAACCUGCUGUCGGUUCAACCCGGAUGAGUGCAGCUGAUUGGGUAAACAUUAAUUUGACUGAUGAUGAAGUAGCGUAUCUCCGUCCCAAUCCAGAUGUGCUUCUAAUUACUCCAUACAUCAGUCUCACCGAAUCCGCUUCUGUAACCGGCAACGAAGUCUCUACCUCAGCAUCUUUCAGCACCUUGUCUAGCUACUCUUCAACUACAUUAUCUACUCUCUGUGCAUCAUCUGCUUCCUCCGAAUCAUCUUUUCCCUCUGGAUUUUUCAUGGCAAAAAUUCGCCGGCUGUCACCAUCUCAUCAGAUCCGAGGCAGUGAACUUUCUCCCCGCGAGCACAACAAUACCGAGAGGGUACUGCUAACCAAGAGAGAUCCUGGAAGAAACAUACUCGCGCAAUAUGGUUCAGACAAAAUGCCCUGUCCAAGGGAUUGGCGGUGA